AAAUAGUGCUGUAAAACAUGCGAAAUAUUCUGUCACUUAUAAUUAGGGGCGAGAAGACGUCGUAACAGCAAACGAAACAUAACAUAAACCGUCGAAACAAUUAAGUUAAAAUGCUACGCUCGAGACUAACGCAAGCUGCCUGCACCGCCAAGCGUGCACUUUCCACGACCCCCAAUAUGCUGGCCGUCAAGCAGAUGACGGUCCGAGAUGGCCUCAACAGCGCCCUGGACGAUGAACUGGCACGCGAUGAUCGCGUCUUUCUGCUCGGCGAAGAGGUCGCCCAGUACGAUGGUGCCUACAAGGUGUCGCGUGGACUAUGGAAGAAGUAUGGAGACAAACGCAUUAUCGACACACCCAUCACAGAAAUGGGUUUCGCUGGCAUUGCAGUCGGCGCUGCGAUGGCCGGUCUGCGUCCUAUCUGCGAGUUUAUGACUUUUAACUUCUCAAUGCAGGCAAUCGAUCAUGUCAUCAACUCAGCCGCAAAGACAUUUUAUAUGUCUGCAGGUGCCGUAAAUGUGCCCAUCGUGUUCCGUGGCCCCAAUGGCGCAGCUGCUGGUGUUGCAGCCCAGCAUUCGCAAUGUUUUGCCGCGUGGUAUGCUCAUUGUCCCGGAUUGAAAGUGGUAUCGCCAUACGACACGGAAGAUGCACGUGGCCUGCUCAAGUCGGCUAUAAGGGAUUCCGAUCCGGUCGUAGUGCUAGAGAACGAACUGAUGUAUGGCGUUGCAUUCCCCGUCGACGAUAAUGUGACAGAUGUGGAUUUCUUGGUACCCAUUGGCAAGGCAAAGAUCAUGAAGCCGGGCAAGGACAUCACAAUUGUGUCGCACUCCAAGGCUGUGGAAACGUCUCUACUUGCUGCCGCUGAAUUGGCCAAGAAGGGCAUUGAUGCUGAAGUCAUCAACCUGCGUUCCAUUCGUCCCUUGGACAUGGAAACCAUAUUCGCUUCAGUUCGCAAAACACACCAUUUGAUCACCGUUGAAAACGGCUGGCCCCAACAUGGCGUUGGUGCGGAAAUCUGCGCUCGCUUUAUGGAGGAUCAGCACUUCUUUGAAUUGGACGCGCCUGUUUGGCGCUGCUGUGGUGUUGAUGUUCCCACGCCCUAUGCGAAGACAUUGGAAAUUAAUGCCAUUCCCCAAGUGCAUGAUGUGUUAGCCGCUGCCCUCAAGGUGCUCGGCAGUAAAGCGGGCAAAAAGUAGACCAAAAAAAAAACGAUAUUAGAUCAACAUUUGCGUAGCAGCACAGACUGCACCUUAAUUAUUAAUGAACAGUCCUAAAUCAAGUCCAAACCGAUGCGCAUGUGUUGUCUCCAAAUUUUACAAAUAGCGCAACGAAAUCGAAACGUGAAGUUAUUAUUGGGGAUGCAACGUUUGUCCCUGUUUUCAUUUAGAUGGGUUCUUAUUUGGUUAUAGAAAUCUCUGCUUUAAAAUAAAACUAACAUAAUGUCAUAAAUGGAAAA
This is a messenger RNA of Drosophila grimshawi, 1453 nucleotides long. It is a transcript of the gene Pdhb, whose product is annotated as pyruvate dehydrogenase E1 component subunit beta, mitochondrial. Gene Ontology annotation, molecular function: pyruvate dehydrogenase (acetyl-transferring) activity. The record is from RefSeq and is a predicted model, not a curated record. Gene Ontology annotation, biological process: pyruvate decarboxylation to acetyl-CoA. The coding region runs from base 111 to 1193 and encodes 360 amino acids. NCBI's taxonomy places the organism in Eukaryota, Metazoa, Arthropoda, Insecta, Diptera, Drosophilidae. The transcript is spliced from 6 exons.